Aspergillus novofumigatus IBT 16806 is the source of this 1308-nucleotide messenger RNA. RefSeq names its product NADH:flavin oxidoreductase/NADH oxidase family protein. The record is from RefSeq and is a predicted model, not a curated record. The transcript has 2 exons. Lineage: Eukaryota; Fungi; Ascomycota; Eurotiomycetes; Eurotiales; Aspergillaceae. The coding region runs from base 1 to 1308 and encodes 435 amino acids. Gene Ontology annotation, molecular function: oxidoreductase activity; FMN binding.
AUGGCUUCUAGAUACCACUCAGCUCCUGUCGAUGUCGCCCCGCUGGGCAAGCCAUUACAAUUCACAAUUAGCAAACGCACGGCACCCAACCGGUUCUACAAAGCCGCCAUGACCGAGCGGAUGUCCUCCUGGUCACCCACCGAUCUCAAGACACGCGGUAUCCCCAGCCGGGAGUUGAUCAACCUCUACAAGCGAUGGGGUGAAGGCGGUUACGGACUCAUCUCUACUGGUAACAUCAUGCUCGCUUACGACCAGCUGGAAGCCCCCGGCAACCCCAUCAUCGACCUGGAAAAUCCCUUCCACGGGGAACGCUUCGACGCCUUCCGCGAGCUGGCCUCGCAAGCCAAGAAACACGGCAGCCUGGUCAUCGGCCAGGAAAGACUGCAGGCCAACCCUGUCUCCGCCAGCGAUGUUCAACUCGACAAGGAGAUCAUGGGGAUGCGGUUCGCGAAGCCGCACGCUGCGUCCAAGGACGAGAUCCAGGACUUCAUUCGGCAGUGGACGCAUGCCGCCGUGUACCUGCACAAGGCUGGCUAUGAUGGUAUCCAGCUGCACGGCGCGCAUGGGUAUCUCCUCGCACAGUUCCUGUCGCAGACGACGAAUCGCCGCACCGAUGAGUAUGGCGGGAGUCUGGAGAACCGCGCGCGGCUGAUUGUGGAGAUCGCGCAGUCUAUUCGGAAGGAGCUACCAGCGUCGACUGGUUUCAUCUUGGGCAUCAAGAUCAACUCGGUUGAGUUUCAGGCUGGAGGUAUCACCGCGGAAGAAGCGCGUGAGCUGUCCCAGAUUUUGAAGAAGAAUGAGUUUGAUUUUGUUGAGUUGUCAGGAGGCACGUAUGAGUCUCUUGCGUUCAGCCACAAGAGGGAGUCUACGAAGCAGCGGGAGUCGUUCUUUUUGGAUUUCGCGUCCCUAAUUACGCCAGUUCUGAGCAAGACGAAGAGCUACGUGACCGGUGGCUUGCGUACGGCGUCCGGUAUGGUAGGCGCUUUGGAGACAGUGGACGGGGUUGGACUCGCGCGACCUGCGUGCCAGGAAAUUCGUUUGCCACGCGACAUCCUGGAUGGAAAAGUGACCGCAGCCACCAACCCAAAGAUUGACCAGCAGGAUUUCGGAGUCACCAGCGUUGCGGCGGGUACACAAAUGAAGCAAGUGGGCAAGGAUGAGCAGCCGAUCGACUUGAGCGAUGAGAAGAACGUGGAAAUGUUCAUGAAGCACCUAGCUGAAUGGAGCCAGAAGAUGCAGCAGGACGCGGCUAUCAUGAACCUGUACGGCUAUGUCGAUCUACCCAAGGGUGAAGCAUAUAGAGGAUAG